This is a messenger RNA of Geodia barretti, 333 nucleotides long. The record is from the annotation of a GenBank genome assembly. Lineage: Eukaryota; Metazoa; Porifera; Demospongiae; Tetractinellida; Geodiidae.
CCUUGCUUUUUAUGGCAUCCCUAUAUUCCACACUUUUUUAAUUCGUAGAAUAUUUUAUUUACUUGUCUCCUUUCCUUUUUUUACGGCAUGCACAUGCAUUGGGGCAUAAUGUCCAUAUAAAAAGUAACAUGUAUUUAUUGCCUCGGACUGUAAGUCGUCAUCUACAUUUUUAUUUCACUUCCAAAGUAUAUAAGUGUACAAAGCUAUUUGUUGUUGUUUACAAACUUGUAAUUCAUGUUUCAAUGAACUUUUAUCAUAGUAAAUCAGUGUACCAAGUUUCAUUGUUAGAGGACCCACCAUAAGCAAGUUGUAGGCACAAACAUCAUUUACAAG